AUGACAUCUAUUCACCGUGGAACCAACACAGCCAAUGGCGCAAACAACAACAUGAAGCUCUCCUCUGAAACUCCAGCUUCCUUUGCUUCAGGUGGACUUGUUCAGCAACGGAAGGACAAGUUGGAGGAAGUGUGUGCUGCUCAACGUGGUCUCAAGAUUGUCAAGAAGAGCAAGUGGCAUGUCGGUGGAUCUGGUUAUGGCUCUGGUGUGUACAAGAAGAAGACGGUGGUCCGCUUUGAAGAUUCCAAUGGCAACAAGGUAGUACCCCUUGUCAAGAAUAUUGCCAAGAACUAUGGCAAGAAAGAAUAG
This is a messenger RNA of Seminavis robusta, 309 nucleotides long. Lineage: Eukaryota; Bacillariophyta; Bacillariophyceae; Naviculales; Naviculaceae. The record is from the annotation of a GenBank genome assembly.